Molecule: messenger RNA, 2734 nt
Organism: Pyrenophora tritici-repentis Pt-1C-BFP
Lineage: Eukaryota; Fungi; Ascomycota; Dothideomycetes; Pleosporales; Pleosporaceae
Product: transcription factor steA
Biological process (GO): sexual reproduction; regulation of DNA-templated transcription
Cellular component (GO): Ste12p-Dig1p-Dig2p complex; nucleus; Tec1p-Ste12p-Dig1p complex
Molecular function (GO): DNA-binding transcription factor activity
Source: RefSeq, a predicted model, not a curated record
AUGUACCCAUCCGCCCAUCAUGCUCAGAUGCCGCCGCCUCAGGCACGAUCUGUCGCGCCCGAGACGUUCUUACUAGAUCAAGACGCUCAGCAGAGCCUACCGCCCGACAGCGUCGUUGCUCUGCAACAAGUCGACAACCUCAAGUACUUUCUCAUUUCCGCACCAGUCGACUGGCAACCAGACCAGUACAUUCGCAGAUUUCUGCUCCCCACAGGCGAAUACGUCUCAUGCGUUCUAUGGAACAACCUUUUCCACAUCUCCGGUACCGACAUUGUACGAUGCCUAUCGUUCAGAUUCCAGGCCUUUGGCCGCCCAGUCAAGAACUCCAAGAAGUUCGAGGAGGGCAUCUUCUCAGAUCUCCGCAACCUCAAGUCAGGCACAGACGCCUCAUUGGAGGAGCCCAAGAGCGCUUUCCUCGACUUUCUCUACAAGAACAACUGCAUCCGCACACAAAAGAAGCAAAAGGUCUUCUACUGGUACAGCGUACCCCACGACAGGCUCUUUCUCGAUGCCCUCGAGCGUGACCUCAAGCGCGAAAAGAUGGGCCAGGAGGCCACUACCAUGGCUGUUAGCGAGCCCGCUCUUUCCUUCGAAUUCGAUUCAUCACAAUCGCUCUUCGAACAGCUUACCAAGGCGCAACAAACAAACUCUUCGUCCUUCAACAACAACGUCCAGCCUUCAUAUCAGAGCACAUCUCCCGACAUGCGCGGAAUGGACUCUAUGCCCCCACCAAACAUGGUUCCCGUGCAGCAGCAGAUGCCCCAGAUGCAACAGCAAAUGCACCACGAGGACCCAAUGGCUCAAUACCACCAGCAAAUGUCCAUGCCGCCUUCCAUGCAGAACACGGUCGUGAAGAGCCGCGAACAACGCGAGAUGAGCCAAUCCUUCCAGUACGACCGCAACGGCAUCCCACUGUCGCAGGUCCACCAGCGACACAGCUCCAUGCCCGCUUACAUGGAGUACUCGCCUGCGCCUUCCUUCGUCUCGUCUCACUACGAGGACUACAGCACGCGCGGCAUGUCUUUCGAGCCAUUGACCCCUCCUCAACACCAGAUUGGUCUCGGUGCUGAGCCGGCGUACAUUGCGAACGAGGACACUGGUCUCUACAGUGCCAUUCCCGACCUUCCAGUUCCCAACACAUUCAACCCCUUGAUGAACAUGCCACCGUCAAACCUCAUGGGGCCCGGUUACCCUGGUGUCUCACGGCCAUUUGCUCCCGGCAACGUUUACUCUGUCAUUGAGGGUUCGCCCACCUACAAGCAGCGAAGGAGGCGCUCUUCUCUCUCUGCGGGUAUCGCUGCUGCCGUCACUGCUUCGGGUGCCGGUGCUCAUCAGGUUCACCGCCCAAGUGACCUGAGGCGGUCAAUGUCAAGCUCUGUUGUUCCUCUUGCCGAGGUCGACGAGUCGAACCACAACUCUCCCAACAGCACCAACGGGGCCAACUACGGUCAUCAAAUGCCAGAGUCGAAGCCCAUCAUGGACAUGUCGCGCCAAGGCACCCCACUCAACACUGUGGAGGAGAGCCCAGAGCCACAACCGGCCUCGCUGCAUCACGAUGACCUCAAUACUCUCGUCAACGGUGAGCUGUUUGAGAGUCCUCUCCAACACAGCGCUGUUGCGCGCACCGCUGGUGCUGGUGGACCCGUCUUCCGACGCGCCCGCAGUGCUACCAUGAUGGAGAUUGGCCCCUAUCCCCAGAAGUCACACUCUUGCCCUAUUCCCACAUGUGGUCGUCUGUUCAAGAGAUUAGAACACCUCAAGAGACACGUGCGUACCCACACCCAAGAACGUCCAUACGUUUGCCCGCUGUGUAACAAGGCCUUCUCCCGCUCAGACAACCUUGCCCAACAUCGUCGCACACACGAACCCCGUGCCGACGGCGAGCCGCUCAGCGACUACCAAGAGGACGAUCUUGAGGGCGAGGAGGAUCACAUCCACUCGCUCGAUGAGGACCUCUCGCCUGAAUCUGGCAACGAGUACCUCUCUGGCUUGUCGCACUCCAUCAAUGACAUCCCAGGGCCUGGACUCGGUAUGACUAUGGCGCCACCCCAGCACAGCUUGAUGGCCGGUAGCCACUACUGAGCACAUUGGGCCACCGCCACCAACAAAAGUAUCACGACGUUACACACGUGAAAUGAGCAUCUCGGCGUAGGACGGCGCAGCCAUCUAGAAGGGUAUCUGCGUAUUGUUGUUUCUUGUUCAUCUAUAUCUUCUUACCUCUCGCCUAAUCUCCUAGACCGAAGUGUGCCUUCACUGUGGCAUACUAUACGAUGUCUGCGCUGCAUUUCACUGCAUGCUUUUCCCUCUUCUUUUCUUUUCUUUUCUCUGGACCUCGGAGCUAAGGGAUGGUGAUACCACCGGAUAUUGGCUUGGGGCUGGUGACGACAUACGAACAUGAGUACCCUUUCUUUUCUGUCUCAUCGGUUCCGUUCUUCAUUAUUUCUUCUUUUUCUCCAUUUUUGCUGCCUCUUUCCGCCGUUUAGCUCAGCGCUGUUGCUAUCUUCUGUUGUUGGAUAUCUCCUCUUUGUCGGCAGCAUAGCUUGCAAAAAGUUGUUGGAUUGAUACUGGCUGAGCGUACACGCGCGCGUCUUGUUGUUGACUUAGGACUAGUCCGCCAAAGGCGUGGCGGCGGAUUUAGCUGUGGACAUGCAGGUAGUUUUGGUGUUGUUGACGCCUCUCCUUCUGAGGUGUGUAUAUAAUAUCUAACCAUCAAUGCAAAUGCAUCAUUGCACAU